GAAUAAUAAUGAUGGGAUUAAAGCAAUUACUCCUUGGGGGAAAAAAUAAAAAGAUUAAAGAAAUUACUUUGUUUGUGUAUCCAUUGAACCCUGAUAGCUGGAAACAAAACGGUUAUAGAAUCCGACUCUUUACUUCUCUCAAGUUACCAGCAAGACAAAGUCAAAGAUAUAUUUUUAUUUUUUUUUAAUUUCUUUUUUGUUUGUUAUUAUCAUUUAGGUUGCAGUCUGCAAUAUCAGGCAGUUGCAAAGUUGCAACUCAUCACAUCUGUUGAUUCUUGACGACUCGCACAAAUCCAGACCGUCCAUUGGAACAGCGAAAGGUUUUCUUAUGGUUACACGUGCAUUUCAUCUUUUGUUGCCUUUUUCGUUCUCUGCUUUCAUGCAUGGAAUGGAAUUCUUCUCCCAACUAUAUAACAAAAUUUAGUGGAGAGAGAGGGAGAGAGAGAAAACGGAGAAUGGACUGAGAAGAGAAGAGACAGGAAGAGCCAUGGUGCAGUUCUGAUUCCUACUCUUCAUCACAAAUCUUGCUCUUGAUCAAGAUUUUCACACCUCCAAGACAAUAUACAGAAAUUUCUCGAUGAUCGUUUUCACACUAACCAAAUCUGGAAACUUUUCUUUCAAAGAUCAAAAGAAUGCAGCAUUCUAUAUGUUGAAGUAAUCUUCUUGUGUUCUUAACUAAUCGUGUGAAUUAAUAUCCAAUGGAGAAUUCUAAAGAAAACAAGUUCGUUUGCAACUUUUGCCAUAAGAGCUUCACGUGUGGGAAGUCUUUGGGAGGUCAUAUCAGAAUUCACAAGAAUGAGAAAUCACCCCGAGUUGCAGAGAAGCAAAGGGAAAGAAGCAGUAUCUUGAAGUUUCAAGUUCCAACAGAGAGGAGAAGAAGCAAGAGAGAUUUAGAAUCGGACGUUGCUAAUGGGAAUUCAGGCUAUGGUUUGAGAGAGAAUCCCAAAAUAACACAGAGGUUUGCUGAUUCGGGAUACACUUCAAGGCAGGAGAAGUUUUGUAGAGAAUGUGGACAAGGGUUUCAAUCCUCAGAAGCUUUGAGUUGGCACUUGGCUUGUCACUCUGGAAACGAAAGGGAAAGCAAAAGGUUUGAAUACAAUCAUGGGAUCACUCAUCAGAAUCGGGAGCUUAUAGAGAAUCGAUCGGACAAUCCUGAGAAAGAUCGAGAGGCGGCUAUGUGUUUGGUGAUGAUGUCUAAAGCUCCAAGAUUUUCAGGAUUGGAAGGUCUGAAUUCAGCUGCGGAAUCCUCUGAUAGUAAAUCAUCUUCUCGUCAUUUUAGGGAAAGUGGCACAUCCGGCUCUAACUCUAAUGGGGGACUUGAAAUGAAGGAAGUCACAGGUAGGAUCAACAAGUUGGAAGUUUCUGAAUUCGACGGUGAGAAUUCCGACUCUGAAAAUUUCAGGAAAGAAGUCUGCAAGAAGGUUAAAUUGAAAGUGUCUGUUCAUCGGGCUCUAAUGGAUGAAGAAUAUAAGAAACCAGAUUUCAAAUUUGGAGUCAGGGUGGGAAGAGCAAGUGCAGAUAUUCUAAAGAACUCGAUGAAAUCUAAGAAAAAUGAUGAUCAAGAGCAUGUAUCUUCUUACAAUUACGAACUAAGAAAGAGGUUGAAAAAUGAAUCAUACAGUCCUGAUCUCUGGGAGGGAUCCAGCAAGAAGAUCCCUAGCGAGAUUUUCCGUUCUCAUGAUAGAGAAACCUAUACAAGAAUGAGCAAUGGCUGCGAGUGGACGCAUCAGUCAGGUGAAAACAGCGAAAAUACCACUAACAAUUCCAUCUCCAUACGGCCCAUACCAGCUAGGGAGUUAAUUGAGUCAAGCAAUGGCAAAAACAAGGGUCACCAGAACACUUCUGGAAAUGAAGAGAAGAAAUUUGGGCCCAAAAAAAAACACAAGUGCCCAAUUUGCUUCAAAGCCUUCAAAUCAGGCCAGGCAUUGGGGGGUCAUAAGAGGUCCCACGUGGUUGGAAGUUUAGAGGAUGCAUCUACAGUGACAAGGCAAGAGUCCAAUGGGACAACUGGUCUAAUUGAUCUUAAUGUUCCUGCUCCUAUGGAAGAAGAGGAAAGUGGGGGAUGGGAUUGAUUGCAUUAGUAGAUUGGAGGCAACUAGAAAAAAAAGGCUAAGUUGCUUAGCUGAUGAGUCUGACCAAGGAUCUAGGGGCAUAUAUCAACCAAUCCAAUAAUUACAGGCAAGUCUGUGAUAAUUGCUUCUAUCUUGUCCUGAUAAUGUGAGGUAUCAAACUUGCAAAUGGAGUCUGUAGGGCAAGUUUUUGGCAUUUGUUUUUUGUCUUUCUCAUUCUUUUAGGUUCCUAAACUUUUUACAGAUUUUUUAUUUUUUUGGACACAGACAUGAAUCCUCUUUUUCAAAUGUAUUUUCAUGUCCAAAUAUUUGGGCUUUAAUUAGCUUGAAGAUGGAGGAGAGGUUACAUAAUUCUUAAAUGUGAUGUCAAUUUUUUAUAUCCUUCUAAUGUCCAAUGCAGAGAACUCCUGACUAAUUUCUCUAUU
Molecule: messenger RNA, 2494 nt
Organism: Benincasa hispida (wax gourd)
Lineage: Eukaryota; Viridiplantae; Streptophyta; Magnoliopsida; Cucurbitales; Cucurbitaceae
Source: RefSeq, a predicted model, not a curated record